CGUUCCGCUACCGGUCUCGCUGCCCGCCACCUCUGCCACCAUGCCGAUGUUCGCCAUCCAGACCAAUGUCUGCAAGGACGCCGUACCCGAGAGCCUGCUGGGUGACCUCACUCAGCAGCUGGCCAAGGCCACCGGCAAGCCCGCGCAGUACAUAGCUGUGCACAUCAUACCUGAUCAGAUGAUGUCCUUUGGGGGCUCCACCGAUCCCUGCGCGCUCUGCAGCCUUUACAGCAUCGGCAAGAUAGGAGGGCAGCAGAACAAGACUUACACCAAGCUCCUGUGUGAUCUGAUCUCCAAGCACUUGCAUGUAUCUGCAGACCGGGUGUACAUCAACUACUUUGACAUGAACGCUGCCAAUGUAGGCUGGAAUGGCUCCACCUUUGCAUAGAGCACUCCUGACACCUGAAGAGGCUGCUCCUGGACCUGCUCUCACCCUGCCCCUUUAGCAGAGACCACCACACAAAUGGCCCUCUGUUGCGUUUUGUGCACUCUUGAGAUCGAUGGCUCCUUGUUAGUGUGUUUAAAUAUUGCUGCUUCAACAUUCCUCUGUUUUCUCCGUGUAGAAAACAAAUAAAGAUUUAGAAGUAA
Molecule: messenger RNA, 588 nt
Organism: Pezoporus flaviventris
Lineage: Eukaryota; Metazoa; Chordata; Aves; Psittaciformes; Psittacidae
Gene: MIF
Product: macrophage migration inhibitory factor
Exons: 3
Coding region: 41-388 (115 amino acids)
Molecular function (GO): phenylpyruvate tautomerase activity; cytokine activity
Source: RefSeq, a predicted model, not a curated record